UUGGUAAGAAGAGAUGGUGUUUUGUUCUGUGCUCUGAGAAUUAGUAAACGCCCGAAACUGGCAUACUAAGAGUGAAUUAAUUGUAACAUAUCUGUUCUCGGAGAAGGAAAGCUUGAACUCCUUGUGAGUCAUUUAUGCAUAAUCCUCAACUUGCACAUUUCCAUUAAGUCAUGGCUUCCGACGAUGAAAUCCAGCCAAUAUUAGAAAACGAAGUUCCUGGGGAUGUCAAAGAGGAAAUAUCAGAAACCCUGAUUGAAACGUCUGUACCCACCCAUUCCAAUGAAGUUGGCGAUGAAGAUGUUGAAGUGAUGCUCACGGGCUGUGGUGCAAGCCCUUUCUGUGAUCCUCGGAGAAUGCCUCACAGGUUUAUUGCACUCUUUUUAAUGUGCCUUCUUGGGUUUGGUUCCACGUUUUGCUAUGAUAACCCAGGUGCAUUACAGGACAACAUCAAGUCAGACAUGGGCAUCAACACUGCCCAAUUUGCCAAUCUUUAUGCCUGGUACUCUUGGCCAAAUGUGAUACUUUGUUUUAUUGGUGGAUUUUUAUUAGAUAGAGUGUUUGGUAUGCAGUUAGGGACAAUUAUAUUUGCUACACUAGUGUUGUUGGGUCAACUGACAUUUGCUCUUGGAGGCAUACUGAAUAAAUUUUGGUUAAUGGAAAUGGGUCGCCUUAUUUUUGGUAUUGGAGGAGAAUCACUAGCUGUUGCUCAAAACACCUAUGCAGUUUCUUGGUUCAAAGGAAAAGAACUUAACAUGGUCUUUGGCUUACAACUAAGCUUUGCCAGGCUUGGCUCGACUGUGAAUUUCAACGUUAUGGGACCGCUAUAUAAAUACGUCUCUCAAUUUUAUAGCGGCUUUUUAUGCACGGGAGUGGUUCUAAUGAUCGCGUCGGCCUCGUGUGUAAUGUCAUUAUUAAGUGGACUUAUUCUUGGAUAUUUGGACAAACGGGCGAACCGAAUUCUGAAAAAAAGUGGGCAGACUGGUGAAGUUAUUCGAUUUAGCGAUGUCAAAGACUUCCCCGCGACAUUUUGGCUGAUGUCGGUCAUCUGCGUUGCCUACUAUGUUGCUAUUUUCCCAUUUAUCGGGCUGGGACAGGUGUUUUUUGAACGAAAGUUUGACUUCUCGCCAAGCAACGCGAAUGCAGUAAACUCGAUUGUCUACGUCAUAUCAGCGGUUGCUUCUCCCUUUUUCGGCAUAUUAGUGGAUAAGGUCGGACGCAAUAUCCUAUGGGUGUUUCUUGCGAUUUUAUUCACAAUCGGGAGUCACGCUUUGCUCACAUUUACCUUUAUAAACCCCUACGUCGGCAUGGUUACUAUGGGGUUCUCAUAUUCCAUGCUAGCUAGUGCUUUAUGGCCCAUGGUGGCCUUAGUUGUGCCUGAAUACCAACUGGGGACAGCAUACGGAAUAAUGCAAGCUGUUCAAAACUUAGGGAUGGCAGUAGUGACCAUGAUGGCCGGAAGAAUUGUUGACGACCAAGGCUACCUUGUGCUUGAAGUCUUCUUUUUGGCAUGGUUAUGCUUAUCUUUGGUAGCGACCGUCCUGAUUUGGGUGAUGAACGCAAGUCGAGGAGGUCUUCUUAACAUGUCUGUAGCCGAAAGGGACAAACAUGAACGAGAACUUAUGUCAAAAGAAAACCUGGAGCGAGAAAAGUUUUUUGCAUCUGGUUCUAUGUCGGAUGUCACCCCCUAUGACCUGCUACAGCCAAGGUCCGAUUUUGCUAUGCGGAACCGUUAUCUCUCACGCAUAGGAGCUAAGAUUCCUGAACAUUUGGUUCCUCAAGCCAGCAUGGUCUACCGUGCCCUUCGAUAAGACGAGUUAUUUUCUGCAGAACGUAAUAUUUUUUAUUCGCGAAUUACGAAAAAUUCGAUCAUUUUGUAUCACUUCACCUUGAAAUAGCCGACUAAACACUUUCUGCUGUGUAUACGUGAUAAUAAAGUAUACUGACAAACUUUA
Messenger RNA from Daphnia carinata, 1952 nucleotides. Its product is annotated as major facilitator superfamily domain-containing protein 1-like. The transcript has 11 exons. The record is from RefSeq and is a predicted model, not a curated record. The coding region runs from base 171 to 1808 and encodes 545 amino acids. Gene Ontology annotation, biological process: transmembrane transport. Gene Ontology annotation, molecular function: transmembrane transporter activity. Gene Ontology annotation, cellular component: lysosome. Lineage: Eukaryota; Metazoa; Arthropoda; Branchiopoda; Diplostraca; Daphniidae.